This is a messenger RNA of Fusarium proliferatum ET1, 2166 nucleotides long. RefSeq lists its product as uncharacterized. The coding region runs from base 1 to 2166 and encodes 721 amino acids. Lineage: Eukaryota; Fungi; Ascomycota; Sordariomycetes; Hypocreales; Nectriaceae. The transcript is spliced from 5 exons. Gene Ontology annotation, molecular function: actin binding; muscle alpha-actinin binding. Gene Ontology annotation, cellular component: Z disc; adherens junction; filamentous actin. The record is from RefSeq and is a predicted model, not a curated record. Gene Ontology annotation, biological process: muscle structure development; actin cytoskeleton organization.
AUGGAUCCCUUGUCUAUCGCGAGCUCGGUGGUGGGAUUGACAGCGACAUGCCUUUCAACCUGCAAGAAGCUUCAUGAUCUCGCAGGGGAAUAUCAGGACGUUCCGGCCGUCAUAGCGAUGAUAUGUUCCGAGUCAACCAUAAUUAGUAUCGGCUUAUCAGAACUUCAAAUGAAGAUUCUGCGAAGAGACGACCUGGCUCAAGCUUGGGCUUCAAAGACAGAAAUCUGGACGGCUUUUGAAACAGCUCUGACUGGAUGCAUGGUUGUGUUCAGCUGCCUUGAAGCAGAAACGCGAAGUCUUCGAUCAAAGAAUCCAGGGGUUUGGGCUAAGAUUAAAUUUAUUUGGAAUCAAGACCGUCUAAAAGAACUUUUGGGCGCUCUCAGGGCGCAGCAAUCAUCCAUAACCUUUCUUUUGAACCUCCUCGAACUCGAGACUUUGUCCAAUAUCCAAAAGGACAUCCGGAAGAAUGCACCGAAGAUAAAGGCUGCUGCUUCAGAAGCCCAGUCCCUGCGAUCCUACGAACCGAGCGUCAAGAUGGAGUCCGAGUCAAUUUUCGACAACAAUGCUGCGAAUCUCAGUUUCUUUCACGUGGAAGCUGUCUCCGGCAAUGCACCUUCUGAGCUCGAUUUUGAAUUCGAUGAUCUCAUUGUUAAUAGUCAAGCAUACAGACGCGUCUUCAUCAAAGCUCAAGCUGAGACCAAGCAACCCGAAAUCGAGGAGGUGGACUCUGACACGGGGACGGUCAGAGGGUCGGAUAAAGUUCCAGCGCUGUCUCAUAAGAAUUCCAUCUCUUUGUUGAGAGUCUCUAGAGACAAGGCAAUGGUAUUCGCUAAAGGUUUAGUGGGAUCGACGUUCGAAAUGGAAAAGGUUGAUAAUUGCUCAGACGGUGGUUACGAGCCCAGAGCUUUGCCAAUUGUCGACACAUCGACUUGCUCUGGCUGUUGUAAGAUUAUCACAAGUUAUGGAGAUUGUGGAAAGUCUCUUGAAAAUGACCAUCAUCCAUCAACUGAAGGCAAUGACGUUCCUUCAAAGCUAAUAUGCGAGGGAGACUAUGUUCGACGACGGGAUGUUAAGUGCUUCAAGUGCCACGAGACUAUUUCAGGUGACUCCAUAACAGCCCUUAACCGUUGGUACCACCCACACCACUUUACGUGUGAUCAAUGCGACAUUGUAUUCGCCCAGGAAAUUGAUUCUCAUCAACACAACGGCGGUAUUUACUGCUUGCUACACUUCUGUCGAGAAGUUAAAAAUUACUGCCAUGCCUGCAAGUUUCCAAUUGUGGCAAGAUACAACGAAAGGCGCGACCAAAACGUCAAAUGGCACGCUUCUUGCUUCGAGCUUUCAUCUUGGGGCUUGGAUGUCCCUGUAUCAGCCCAUGGCCGUCAAUAUCUUGACUCCAUUGAGGCUCUAUCCACGUUACGACUCGACAAAUUCUACCAGGAAUUACACGAUAGCCGCGCUAAUGAGAUCUACCUCUGUGGAUCGAGGUACUUAGGGGACUUCCAAAAUACAGUCACGGAGUGUUUACGUCUCUUCAGAGCAGGUCAUAGUGUUGAGAGCUACCCAUCCUUCAGAGUCAUACUUUCCAUGCUCUCAUGUCUGUUCAAAAUCAUUGGGAAAGCCACUGCGGAUCGUUCUAGCGAGGGUGAAGUGUGGGAUUUUGUGUCCAUAUUUAAGAAACACUUCAAUUUCUCUCCUGAAGGCUGGCAGGCAUCUCCCCAAGUUGCAGCAAACUCCUUGUCAGAACUUCUAAAACCACUUUUGAGGGUAUCUUUUGGUGCAUGCUUGCAGAACAACAAUACCUCGUGGGACGUUGAGGAUGAACAGCUCGACGAGGUCAUCAAGACUCUCGGGGCAUCACGCUCUAGCAAGCUGGAAUGGCGUUACAAUAAUGAACCGUCUUGUUUUUUAGUCAGAGCCUGGAAAUGCUCGGAAUGCUUUCGCCAUAUCAAUGGGCGGGUGCUUCGUGAGCACUCGUAUCCGCAUCGGCAAAUACAUCCUCAUUGCCUUUUCGCACCUUGUCAACAUCAAGCUUUGGAAAAUGGUGAAGCGAACAACACAUUGCCAUGUUCCAGUUGUAACUGGAAGGGUAGAUUUGAUACCCUUCCUUAUCAUGAUAUUGCCUUUACCGAGAUAUGGUGGAGUUGGCCCGGCCCAGUGGUAUAG